CAGCCAGCAUGUGAUGUGAACUUUGUGGCUAAAUGGUUUCAGAUAACUCCUACAAGACAGACAAGUAUUGUGUUAGGUUGAAGGUUUUGUCUUACAGGCGUUAUCCUGUUUCGUACAGACUUGUACAACCAGACGUCAAUUUAGUUAUCUUAUUGUUAAGUAAAAACAAAAAAGUCAACGUUGACACGAGGUAGAACUGCAGAACUAACACCUGCUGUUAUUGUCAACCUCAUUUUAACCAGAGAAUUACUCUGUUUUAACCUUUAACGACAGCUAGCUAGCAAAUUGGUUAAUUUAGCUAGCUGUCGACACAGUGCUAAGAACUACAAUCCCGUUAUUCAAAGUUAGCGUGACUUUACAUUAAGAGACAGUGGUCGGUGUUUUCUAUAGUAGCAUCGUGCUAUAUAGCCAUGGACGAGGAAGACUGUCCCGAGCUGGUGCCCAUUGAGAAGACGAGAGAUGGUCCAUCUUCACAAAUACCUGUCACAAUAAUUACUGGCUAUUUAGGUGCCGGGAAGACAACUCUGUUAAAUUACAUCUUAACUGAGCAGCACAGUAAGCGAAUAGCUGUCAUUUUAAACGAAUUUGGUGAAGGUAGCGCUCUUGAGAAGUCUCUGUCUGUCAGCCAGGCUGGGGAGCUCUAUGAGGAGUGGCUUGAGCUCAGGAACGGCUGCCUCUGUUGCUCUGUCAAAGACAAUGGACUAAAAGCAAUAGAAAAUCUAAUGGAGAAAAAGGGGAAGUUUGACUAUAUUCUACUGGAGACCACUGGAUUGGCUGACCCAGGAGCAGUGGCCUCCAUGUUCUGGGUGGAUGCUGAACUUGGCAGCGAUGUGUAUUUGGAUGGUAUCGUCACGGUUAUCGAUGCAAAAUAUGCAAUGCAGCAAUUGACCGAGGAGAAACCAGAUGGUCUUGUCAAUGAAGCCACAAGACAGGUGGCUCUGGCGGAUCUUCUAAUUAUUAAUAAGACGGACCUUGUGAACGAAGAGGAAUUAAACCAACUGAAGGACACAGUAGUAUCCAUUAAUGGACUUGUUCAAGUUCUAGAAACACAAAAGUCAAGAGUUGACUUAUCGCAAGUGCUAGAUUUGCAUUCUUUUGACAUUCAAGAUGUAGCAAGGUUGUCUGAGAAGCUACAGCUUAUGAAGACUUCACAUCCACAUCUCGACAAGAGCAUCUUAACCGUAACACUUGAAGUACCAGGGGAUGUCUCUGAAGAUCGGUUGAACAUAUUCGUUCAGGAACUUCUGUGGGAGAAGAACUUGAUGAACAAAGAGGGAUCACCUAUGCAUGUAAUUCGCUUAAAGGGCAUCAUGUCCAUAGAAGACAAGGCCAAGCGGGUGAUGUUGCAAGGGGUGAAUGAGCUUUAUGAGCUGGAAGAGACCCCCGAGGCCUGGGGGGAAGAUGAGCCCAGACUCAACCGUCUGGUCUUCAUAGGGAGAAAUCUGGAUCGAGACAUCCUACGCGCUCAGUUCAUUACCACUCUCCUAAAUCAGGAGGAUAGUAAGACAUGAAACGCUGCAGUCUUUUCUAAGUUUGGCUGGUUAUAAACAUAAGUAAAUAACGUGUUUAGUGAGUGCUCCUUCCUCCAUCAGGGCCAGACAAUCUGUCGUAAGUGCUGGUUCAGGAGAUUCAGCUCCCUAGCACCUCAAAAUCUGUAUCUGAUGGCUAAUGUCAAUUCUCUUUCAACACAAUGAUAUUGUGGUUAUACAUGUUUAUAAUGAUUUCAAGAGGGUUGAUGGUUGUUGUUGGGUGGACCACUGUGUAAGUAAUUAUCUUAAUUUGCAGUAUGCUCGUCUUGGAUGAUUUCAGAGUAGGAUUUAAGUAGGCUAUAUAGAAUCUGGACUGACUGGCUGUGCUUUUGCGCAUAACACUCUGUGAUUUUUGUUUUUUUUAUAGUAGGUUUUUUUUUCUUGUUUAAGUGGAAUUGAUUGACGUGGAAUUUUGAUGGUUUUGUGGUUUGUUGCAUUUUGUGAGUGUGAUUUUGAAGACCAAAUUAAAUUGAACAGGAUACAAUA
This is a messenger RNA of Clupea harengus (Atlantic herring), 2015 nucleotides long. It is a transcript of the gene zng1a, whose product is annotated as Zn regulated GTPase metalloprotein activator 1A. Gene Ontology annotation, cellular component: cytoplasm. NCBI's taxonomy places the organism in Eukaryota, Metazoa, Chordata, Actinopteri, Clupeiformes, Clupeidae. The record is from RefSeq and is a predicted model, not a curated record.